AUGUCAUCUAUUAUCCAAGCAGAACUAUGGAUGAUGCUCAAUGCAAGUAUGCAACCACUGAGAAGGAGCUCCUUGCUGUGGUCUUUGCCUUUUGAAAAAUUUCGAAGUUACUUGGUUGGAUCAAAGGUGAUUGUCCACACAGAUCAUGCUGCUCUUAGGCACAUCUUUGCAACGAAAGAUACAAAACCCACGCUUCUUAGAUGGAUUUUGUUGCUCCGAGAAUUCGAUAUAGAAGUUGUGGACAAGAAGGGGAUAGAAAAUGGAGUUGCUGAUCAUCUGUCUAGGAUGCGAGUUGAAGACGUCCCUAUCAAUGAUUCUAUGCCUGAAGAACAGCUGAUGGCAAUCAGAACUUUGAAGGAAGGGUUUGAAGAGAAGGUCAGGCUUGAAGAGGUCAAGGCUCUGUGA
Microthlaspi erraticum is the source of this 405-nucleotide messenger RNA. The record is from the annotation of a GenBank genome assembly. NCBI's taxonomy places the organism in Eukaryota, Viridiplantae, Streptophyta, Magnoliopsida, Brassicales, Brassicaceae.